Molecule: messenger RNA, 381 nt
Organism: Ilyonectria robusta
Lineage: Eukaryota; Fungi; Ascomycota; Sordariomycetes; Hypocreales; Nectriaceae
Exons: 2
Coding region: 1-381 (126 amino acids)
Source: RefSeq, a predicted model, not a curated record
AUGGCGUGGCAGUGCCUCCUCAACCAGGGCUCGAUGCUGGCUAGAGUAGCUGUGAAGGUAAUGAACACGCUUGCGAACUCCGUACCCUCAGAACGAAGUUUCUCUGCUAUUAGUUUCAUACAUACGAAAGCUCGGAAUCGGCUUACGCCCAUGCACGCUGAUAUGCAGGCCUUCAUUUUUAUGAACGACCGCGUAUUAGAUCGCCUUAAGGAUCAGAAGUACGCCCAUAAAAAGCGCUGGGCGGAUCUUGAGGAGAAGGACUGGCUAGAACUCGAAGAUUCAUAUCUCGAGUUAUUUGUGAAUGCGCAGGGCAAGAAGGUCUGGAUGGAUGGCGUGAUGGCCUCUACCAAUGGAGAUUUUGACCUCAAAGGGGCCAACUAA